This is a messenger RNA of Hyla sarda, 4109 nucleotides long. RefSeq lists its product as uncharacterized. The transcript has a single exon. The coding region runs from base 2858 to 4084 and encodes 408 amino acids. The record is from RefSeq and is a predicted model, not a curated record. Lineage: Eukaryota; Metazoa; Chordata; Amphibia; Anura; Hylidae.
AUUAGAUAAAAUAUUACAUGAUGUUUUUGUUUUUUGCCCCUAAUUCUUGAUUAUAUGGCGGCAUCAGGUCACAGUCUGAGCGGAUUCAUUUCUCCAUAGAUCUUUAUAAUGGUUGUAGCUCGAUUUUAUGGCAGACAGGAGGCUCGUAUCAAUGCAUAUUCUUCCUUUAUUAAGCUCAAUAGCAGAAAGAAACAUGCAGUGUAAACUUUAAUAACCAAGAGAAAAAACUGUAUAGGGUGCCUAGCAACCCCUUACGCCUCCCAUCUCCAAUCCGACCAAUCCCAACUCAGGACACUCCAUAUAAACCGACUCUGGACCCGCCUCCUCCUCUUUCUUUCUGCUCAAUAGCAAGAUAAGUAUAUAGCUCUUGUGAGAACUGUGGAAUUUUACAUUGAAUGUGGCAUUAGGCCCAUUUUUAAUAUAUAUUCAGUUUUUCUAUUUGCCCUUGUUACUGUUCUGUCAAUUACCAAGGUCGGUACUUCAGACCCUGUCCUUUUCUGCCUGGUACUGCUUCUCACUGCUUUUUUCCCUGUUUUCUGGUCUCCCAGGUUUUCUUUCCACUACACCCCCCCCCUCCCCCUUUUUGCCUAUUCCCUACUGGGCCUUAUGUUCUAUUUCGUAUGUGAUUUUUCUGCACUACUUACUGUCACUCAGCCUUUGCUGCCUUUUCUCCCCCUUUUUCUGUGGUCCUCGGCAGUCCCUUCAGUGUGGCAGUGUCCGCCAUUCUUGGUGAUGUCAGCCUUCUUCUUCACAGUGCGAGGGGGCCGGCUCCUGCCCCCUCUCGCUCUCUGUUUCUGCUCUUCUGUGCAGCAGAAGGGACGCAGCCACAAGAGUGCCUCUACUCGUGGCCACGCCCCUUCCCUGUUCAGCAGCUGGACAGCACUGUUUUUCUUCUUUCCCCUGUUUCUGUACAGCUUGUUAUAGUGCUCUGUCUGUGGUGUGGUUAACUGCACAGGUUGUGGGUUGAAGUCCUGCUGCUAUUGUACUGUUUCUACACAGUUUUCACACUUACAUUAUAUUUAGUGAAGUGUGUUCUGUGUUAUAGCAUAGCCUGGUAGCUGUGGCUCAGUAGUUAGGUCUUUGGCCUUUCUAGUGCUGCUUUGCUGAGUUCAGGGUUCAAUCCCCAGUCAUUCUGAUAGUUAUAUGUAUUUCUAAUAUUGUCAGCUAGAGUGAAUAUAUAAUAUAUAUAUUUUUUUCCUUUACAGCCCCAUAUUGCUAGCUGUUAACCCCUUCCAUACCAAUACUUUGCACUAUGUCUGAAAUUAAAGCUGACCUGACCCUGAGGGAUGGCCCCACUUCCGGGCAUGAGCCCGAAUUAUUGUCACCCGAACAAGUUCACCAGCUUGUUAAUAGAUCGGUCCAUUCUGCCUUGGCGUCUGCCAUGGCGUCUGUAAAUGAGACCAUUUCUAAAUCAAUUUCUCUAGCGAUGUUGCAAUCCCGUCAGGUGGCUACGGUCGACCCUGCGGUUUUGAUUCCUACCCCGGUCCCCUCAGUUCAGGCGCCUAGCGCACACAAAUCAGGGAAAUCAGACCGGAAGCGUCACCACUGCGCUGACGUCUUGAACUCUCCUGUACCCCAGCACACGUCAGGAAACAAAGGAUGUCGUACCUUCGGGUUCCGCCCCCAAUUCAGAUGCCAAACCCUCUGCCCGUGAGGAUGACAAAGCACUUCGGGCUUCGCGCUCAGCGAAACGUUCUAAGCCUGACUCCUAUAUGGAGGAGGACUCCGUUUCAGCGGACGACCUCUCAAACCCUUCCGUCGACAGCAGUGACGGUGAUGAUGAUUGUGUGGAAGAUGGUCGUACCCUGCCUGAUCCCACUACCACGGCUGCCCAAUCUUCACAUACAGUACUGGAUUCCAAAGGGGUCCCAUUCUUUGACCCGAAUGCAAUUUCUCACCCGCAGUCAGGGGAGUGGGCGCCCCUGCCACAAGUGGCGAAAUACUUAGGGGUAAUCGCAGUAAAUUAAGGGCGGAAUGCCCCAGGCCAUCGCUUGACAAUAAGAUUGCAAUGACCCCUGAAUUGGAUCCAAUAUUGGUCAAGUAUCUACUGAAAUUGGGGAAAAACCCGAGAAGGGGAGUCGACCGCUCCUUUAAAAGGAGUGCAGGAUAAAAUGUUAGACUUGCUGGGACCCCUGACCAAGAUUUUGAACCUGGCUGAACAUGCCGUUGCCACGGGUGAGCCAGUGGACGCUGAGGUCCUUAGAGGGUGGGCCUUGAGAAUGACAUGCCUGUUGGGUAAUGCCAACACGGCGAUGUCAGCCGAGCGUUGUCGCUCGAUUCUCAUGCGCCUUGACCCUCAACUUACACAUCUGGCCACUGAGGAACCGGGUUCCUCGGGUGAGGGUCUCCUCUUUGGAGAUUCUUUUAUAAAAAAAAUAUCAACAAAUUUGUCGGUCUAUUUUCAAGCCUUGACAAGGCACAGACUUCACUUAAAAAGACCCUAGGCCAAAAGGUUUUUGGAAAGGCCGGGAGGAGUAGGGGUCGUCCUUCUGGCCGAGGCCCCACUUAUAGACCCUAUCACAGAACACAAGUGCAAUAUGUCUAUGACAGACCCCAUUUUACCAAACUUGCCAUAUCCCCGGUUCCCAUGAAUCGUCCGGGAUUUCUCAGCAAUAUCUUCUUGGUAAAGAAGAAAGACGGAGGGCACAGAGCUGUGAUCAAUUUGCGGGAUCUAAACGAGUAUGUUUUGUAGUAGGCAAAGAAAGGGAUAUCCAGCGCAGACUCUCAUGCAAAAGGAACUUCUUUAUUGGUUAAAAUACAUGUUGCUAAGGGAUACAGCAAGGAUUCAUGCAGUGUGACGCGUUUCAGCCCGCAGGGCCUUAAUCAUACACAGUAUGAUUUGUAUCGCCACUUCAAAAUGGAGGGCAUACAUUCACUCAGGGAUUUACUACUCCCAGGAGACUGGUUGGCAAAGAUAGACUUGAAGGACGCGUACCUUACGGUACCGAUUCAUCCUUCUUGUUGCCCAUGUCUCCAAUUCACAAGGGAGGAUCAAAAAUGGGAGUUUUCGUCUCUCCCGUUCGGCCUGUCCUCGGCUCCGUGGUGUUUCACCAAACUGAUGAGACCAGUUAUGGCGGUCCUCAGGAGUCGAGGAGUGCGGUUGAUAAUAUAUCUCGACGACAUACUAAUUAUGGCUCGUACAAGAGAUCAGAUUUUACUGCAUGUACACUGGGCGGUCUCGCUUCUAGAGGAACUGGGGUUCCUUCUCAACGAGAAAAAGUCAAUCCUUAUCCCUGCUCGGGCUAUGGAGUUUUUGGGGUUUCUGGUAGAUACCCGUUCGGCGACUCUCAGUUUACCCCACAAAAAGUUGACUGAUUUGCAAGGAAAUAAGGACCUUGCUAAGGAGAGGACUGGUGUCCUUGCAUGCGGUUGCUCGGAUUGUAGGUCUGUUGUCGGCAUCAAUUCAGGCGAUAUUUCCGGCACUGCUACAUUACAGGGCAUUACAACACCUCAAGACCAAACAUCUCUUGGAGGGUUUGUCCUAUUCAGAUCGAGUUCCUUUGUCUCAGGAGGCUUGGGACAAACUCCAAUGGUGGCUCCGAAAUGUCCAGGAUUGGAAUGGAAGGACAAUUUUCAAUUCCAAACCAGACCUGAUUAUAGAAUCGAAUGCCAGCCUGAGCGGCUGGGGAGCCCGGUGCGGAUCUUCCUCCACGGAAGGGAAGUGGUCCGAGGCAGAGUCACAAUUACACAUAAACUGCCUAGAACUUCUAGCAGGGUCGUUUGCACUCAAAAGCUUCGCUUCCCACAGGUCAGAUUGUUGUGUACUGAUCCGCAUGGACAAUAUCACGGCGGUACAGUAUAUCAAUCGUCUGGGAGGCACAAGGUCGAAAGUCCUGGCGGACAUCGCCAAGGAAUUAUGGCUGUUUUGCCUGCAAAAGAAUGUUCUGUUGCAAGCAGAGUAUCUGCCGGGCAUAUCCAACUCCGUGGCGGAUUGGAAUUCCAGGUACCUGAUAGAACGCAGCGAUUGGAGGUUGCAUCCUUCAGUUUUUCAAGCCAUUCACUCCCUGUGGGGACCGCUGGAGUUGGAUCUCUUUGCGUCCCGGCUCAAUCGCCAACUACCACAGUUCUUCAGUUGGCAGCCUGAUCCGGAGGCUGUAGCAACCGAUGCG